Molecule: messenger RNA, 1951 nt
Organism: Ostrinia nubilalis (European corn borer)
Lineage: Eukaryota; Metazoa; Arthropoda; Insecta; Lepidoptera; Crambidae
Product: stearoyl-CoA desaturase-like
Exons: 6
Coding region: 17-1120 (367 amino acids)
Biological process (GO): unsaturated fatty acid biosynthetic process
Cellular component (GO): endoplasmic reticulum membrane
Molecular function (GO): stearoyl-CoA 9-desaturase activity; iron ion binding
Source: RefSeq, a predicted model, not a curated record
GCUCUCAAUCGACACCAUGGCAGACAUAGACCUAGCAACCAGCCCUUACGUUCUUCAAGACAAAUCCGAAAUCGACAAGGAAGAUUUAGAUGGAGAGUUGAAAAUUAUAGGAACGGACUACACGUACACCCACAGGAUAUUAUGGCCGAUUGUGCUAGUUAUCGCUGUGUUACACAUCGGAGCGAUUACUGGAUUAGGGCUGGUCCUUGGAGGAUAUGUGAAGGUCGCUUCGAUACUAUGGGCCGUUUUCUUGUCGUUGGUGGCGACUGAAGGGGCGCACAUGGGGGCCCACCGCUGCUUCAGCCACAGAGCCUUCAAAGCAAAGCCGUUGCUGAAAGUAAUUUUGCUGAUCAUGCAAACCAUUUCAGGACAGUACUCAAUGUACAUCUGGUGCCGCGACCACCGCUUGCACCACCGUUACUCAGACACCGACGGAGACCCUCUCAACUCAAAAAGAGGCCUAUUCUACUGCCAUCUGGGAUGGAUGAUGACCAGCAGACACCCGCUCUCCAAGGAGCUGAGAAAAACCAUCGACUUGAGCGACCUGCAGCAGGAUCAAUUGGUGAUGUUCCAGUAUAGACACUUCCGACCGCUAUACUUUUUCUUGGGUUUUCUCCUGCCCAUCUGGGUGCCGAUGCAUUUCUUUCAAGAGACGUUCACGAAUGCAGUGUUUGUGUGUUUCUUCCUGCGUUACGUGUACACAAUGCACGUUACGGCCUGUAUCAAUAGCCUGGCUCAUAAGUUCGGUACUAGGCCCUAUGAUAAAACAAUCCAACCGGUUGAGUCCUGGUUCGUAUCUCUACUGAGCCUGGGCGAGGGCUGGCACAACUACCACCACGCGUACCCCUGGGACUACAAGGCGGCCGAGAUCGGGAUGCCGCUCAACCCCACCGCUAGCCUCAUCAGGCUGUGUGCUUCUCUUGGACUGGCGUACGAUCUGAAGUCUGUCGACCCUGAGACGCUAAACAAAAGGAUAAUAAACAAAGGAGACGGCACUUACGAGGUGAAGUACCUGCAGGAGCACGUCACGGCCAUCGGUCCGCUGCACCCGCUCAACCCCAGCUACCGCGGCACGUGCCCAGACCCUGAAAUCAAGCUGAAAGUCAGAAUGAAGCCCUAAGGACAAUAAUUAUACUAGUAAGAAAACUUUCAGUCCGUCAAUUAUAUUAUUAAAAAAUAUUAGACACGUAUAUUUUUGUCAAUCAAACAAGUAAUUAGAAAGUUACGUUGCGUUAAAGUUUCGCGUGACGUCAUAACGUGCUACACUUUUAACCACGCAUUGACGUCACGGGCGUCUUUUGAACUUUGGCGCGCUUUAUCUCUUUCAAUUUUCAUUAGUUUGAAAAAGCGAAAAAAACGUAUCGAGUAUUUUUUGAUAAGUUGACUGACGGACUAUUUCAAACUUUUGCUUUUUUACCCAGGAAACAUCCCUAUUCACGUAAAGUGCGGGCGCGGGCAAAGCCCAGGUGAAUUGAAAUUUUCAGCUUGAGCGUACUCUGUGUGUCUUCUAUCUAGGAUGAAAGUUCAUACUUGGAUGAUGAGCACGCUCAAGCCAAAAAUCUCGAUUCAAAAAGCGAGUCUCUACAACUUACAUUGGCUCGCGACCGCGGGUCUCUGGGAAUUAGGAGUUACAUUUCCAAUAAUAGGUAGCUAGUAAAUUAGUUGAUAAGUCAUUAGGACUUUAAAUCUAUUGUACCUAGAAAGAAACUUCAUAGUCACUUAGUCAUAGGUACUGCGUUUCCAUAUCACUCUGUCUGGUUUUGUAAGAUUUAGAUAUAGUGACCUCCCCACACAAAAGUGGGGAGGUCGAAUAGACCACUGAAAGUCGGCAACAAAACAACACACUGAAUGAAUGUUGGUUCAAUGUGAACAAAAGCUUUGGUAUGCAUGGAAAAAGUAAACUUUCUAACUAGAUGUUGUGUAGUGCUUGCUCGCUGUUAAACGAUUUUCU